AUGAUUACAAUUAUUACACUGCUUGUUGUUCUGAUACAACUUUCUUCCUCCCAACUCAAUGGGAAAAAAGAAGAUGGAAUUCCUGAGGGCUUUGCUGUAUACACAAGCCUGGAUAAACUUCUCGAUUUCUUCCGGAAUCAAACGGAUCCCAUCGCCAAAGACAUUGUGGAGACUUUUCUCAGGGACUGUGUUUACCCUGGCAUCCACGACGGGACCAGGAAUGCUCUCAUGAAACCCGUCAUAGUUAUGGAGGGAAACCAUCGCUCUAGCAGAGACAUAAUAUCCAUGGGGCUCGCAGAGAUCAUGAACGCCAGAUACCUGAUACACCCGGCCCCGUGUAUAUACAAGUUCCACACACUCAUACCCAAGGGUACAUUGCUGCGUCGGGCUUUCUACCUUCUCUCGGACUACGCGGUCUCAUACUACGCCAAGGCUAACUUCAACCGACCGAUCGUCAUCAAUGGGUAUUGGACGGAGAAGAUGGCGUUCGCAAUGUCACACACCUACACAAAUGAGACCAUUCCUCCAUUAUCAUCUGACGUGUUCAAAUGGCCAGAAGGUCUUCUCAAACCUGACUUCAUAUUUUAUCUUACAUUCCCGGAGGCACUUAUGUCAAAGUUUGCGACCACGAGGAGUCCUCAAAUAUGGAAGAGAAGGAUGCUGCAAGUGUACGAGUACAUGAGUCAACGACACCCGAUAGUCAUCACGGAGAUCAAAUCAUUGUUCAAGCUGACAACCGAAGAUAUCCAUAGACACAUCAGACAAAACUUCUACGAUAAGUUCCAGAAUAUGACGUUUCACUGACCAAACCGUAAAAUUUAACUUUCAAUUCUAAAAUAUUAUGUCUGUUAGCACAAGAAAUGUUCCAUUUGCUUAAUCGUAAUUGUAAUAAUACAAAACAAAUUUUUACUCAACAAUUGUCAUUAUGUGAAUAUACAAUUAAUUUACAAAUGACUUCAUUAUUUUUACUAUUGUCAUUUUGUCUUUAAGGCUUACUUAACAUAUUUACUUAAGUAGUCAAAAUUAAAUGAAACACCAUUAGUCAUCAAAGAGCUUUGGACAAAAGAAGUAUUCAUUUUUAUCACAAAACAGCUUUAACAAGCUCAAACGAAUUCGCUUAUAAUAUUUUCUGCAUCACAAACGUCCGUAAUGGAAAUUUCUUCUCAGAGCUCAACCUUAGUAAUCAACUAAACAUAUCAAAGACAGUUUUGCAGAGUCGAACUGGUCUCUGUUGAGCUUAAGCUAAUUUGACUUGAAUGAGAAAAUGUCUGCAAUUCCAAAGUACUUUCAUUUUGUACCAACAAUAAGAUAAAAUCAUCUUUACAUUU
This is a messenger RNA of Macrosteles quadrilineatus (aster leafhopper), 1328 nucleotides long. RefSeq lists its product as uncharacterized. Lineage: Eukaryota; Metazoa; Arthropoda; Insecta; Hemiptera; Cicadellidae. The record is from RefSeq and is a predicted model, not a curated record. The coding region runs from base 1 to 804 and encodes 267 amino acids. The transcript has 6 exons.